AAAUAGGGCACCAUUCCGAACUCUUUAGUAGGUUUCUGUAGUUCGGUGUGGAAUUGGAACAGGAAGUUUGUUUUUAGCCUUUAGCAAAACUAGUGAAACGAAGUAUGAAUUCUCUCCGAAAGGUCGGCAUCAGAUGAAAACUCUUCCUGCAGUCAGGCGUCGCUUGUUUUCGCAGCUACAAGAACAUCGUCAUCCCCAAGGACUCCCUGGUGAUGAUUCCUCUCUAUGCGCUUCAUCGGGAAGAAGAAGAAUUCCCAGAGCCUGAAGAGUGGAAACCGGAAAGAUUCCUAGAGGAGAACAAGACGCACGAUCCGUAUACCUAUCUACCCUUUGGAGUCGGGCCCCGCAUGUGCAUUGGACAGAGGUUCGCACAAGAAAUGAUCCGCUAUGGAUUCGUCCACAUUCUGAGAGAGCUGGAGAUCGUGAGAACGGCAGACACCCCGGAAAAGGUGGAAUACCUCAAAGGCUUCCUCUUUGUAAUACAACCGACCAAUCUGGUUGUCGGUUUUCGACCUCUUCAUUGAUUUUCCCUUCUGCCGUCAUCAACGCUUCCUUUUCCCCUGUGUAACCGAAUGAACUGUUCUUUGGGUCAUCUUCCUUUCGCGUGUUCUCAAAAUUCCCCUCAUGAUUUUGAGCCUCAUCCUGUCAAACUAUAAAUCCUACGCAUCAAGCUCAACUUAGAAGAGUCGGGAACCUUGGCUAAAAGUAUCGCAAUAGCGUAGAGGCCACAGACCGCAAUGGAAGUAUAAAUGCCAACGCAUUAUUUCUCUACGAGGUCUUCCAUAAGGUUUCUACUCCCCGAGAAGUUCCAAAACCCUGGAAUGGUGUCCAUCCGUUCCAAAUGUCACUUAAUCUCAUUUCUUAGUGGAGGCAACAGUAGAAUAGAUUCAAUAUCUGGCUGAGUUUUCUCAUGCUUUAUACGAGUAAUUUAGUCUACGGACGAGGACGCAAACCUGCUUUGGGGCCAAAUCCAAUAUAAUAAUACUCUCCAUCCGAACAUCUCCUUCCCUCGCUUUUCUUUAUAAUCGCAUGGGGGUUUUCUGAAACACAUUUAAUUUCUAGCUGGUAUCAUUUUGAGGAUAUACAGGUAGAUGCUCGAAAACGUAUUGUGAUGGGAGUUUUAAUUGGGAAGCCAUUUCAAGAUAAUCGCGCUGGAAUGAAUAGUUCUUCUCCGAACUAUGAAUGUUUAACAUUAGAAAUAGUCAAGCUUUAACAUUUCAAAAGAAUGCGAGCAUGGAUGAGGAGUUUCUGUUACAUAAAUUCAUCCAAGUAGAAUUGACUCCUGAUAACCAAGUGUCAAUGUGGAUUCCUUGCACAUGUCUCUAUUCUCCAGUGCUUUUCAACAAUAGGGCAACACUAAUUUUUUUAGUGACCUGAAAGGCUGAACGGACAAUAAGGAGCUGAAUAUAUGAAUAAAUAUUCAAUAUAACUCUUUUUUGCUUUCA
This is a messenger RNA of Darwinula stevensoni, 1445 nucleotides long. The record is from the annotation of a GenBank genome assembly. Lineage: Eukaryota; Metazoa; Arthropoda; Ostracoda; Podocopida; Darwinulidae.